UCAGUGAAGGCAGCAUUACGCUUGGCUGCGUAAAGGCGUGUUUGGCGAAGCAAGGACACACAAGACUGGCGGACACUUGUUGUCUUAUCCCAUAGGCAAGCGCUCACAUACCAAUAACAGCUCAACUGCAACUGAAUUUUUAUUGUAGAUCAUAAAUCAUGCAUCUCACCUGGACAGUAGAUGGCUAAGGAUUAAAUCCGACAAGUUGGGAGUCUUUGACAGCCAUUUCGAACCUGGAACUGGCGAGGACGACACAAAAAGCUUCCAUCCACCCCGUUUCUUUGCGAGGAAUAUGAGACAUUUUUCAUCUAAAUGGGAAUAUAUGAACAUCCUAGCAGUUGGCACCCCAAUGACAGCAGACAUUGUACAGUUCUUUGAGGUACAGAAUCUUGGAGAAAAGGGCUCAUCUGCACGAGUUGCUUGGUGAGGGCAAUGGUCAGCUAUUGACUGGGGUUGCGCCGGCCCCUGUAGUUGAUGGCUGUAAGCAGAGGAAGCGUUGCCUUCUGGGUGGGUUUUGUCCGUAUCCACGGCAGAAGGCAACAGAUUGUAAGUCAGCUAGCGGACUCACAGUGGCUCUGUCCAGCACGUCCUCUCAGCAGUGCAUCAUGGGCACUUGCGCCCCCCAACAGCCUGCGAUAUCAGAGCGUCAAGAAGCCGGUCCUCUCGCACCCUUUUCAUCAUGCCAGCCAGCCGCAGAAGGCCGCGUACAACGAGGAUGACUGGGAGGAGUCGCUCCGCGUGUGUGUGCUGGUGCGACUGGGUGAGUCGGGCACCAUGCGCACCACCAUGGAGAUCCCUUUGUUUGGUCAGACAAAACUAGCAGAGUUGCUUACGCCUGGGACUUACAAGUCUUCUGAGUUGUCCUUCCUGUUGACCACGGUGGACGGAAGCAGAGAGGACGACAUCAACAUCGUCAAGAAAAGUGGCGGCGACACAGAAAAGAGACAACACAGUUUUAGGAGCCUGUUCAAAGCCGAGAAGUGUCCCGCACCCUACAUAUAUGGCUCUCACUUUUAUUGUUUCCAUUGCCCGGGAACUAGACAAUCGAUUGCACACGACAGGCUGAACUUUAGGCAGAAUGUUGGACUUGAGAGCGACAAGAUGAAGGAGUUGCACGCCACUCUGUGUAGCCAGGCAGCACCAGCAGAGGGACAUCACCACGAAGGAGACAGUGAAAGAGAGCAGAGACUGGCCAUGGUGUACGAAAGACUGAGGAGCGAGCUGCCAAGUUUCUUCCAUAAGACUCAUGACUACAGCUUGUACUCCAAUGAUGUUGAAUUCAUCAACGGUCUUCUCAAUACCAAGACCAGAGGACGCUUUGCAUACCAGUUCAACAUCGCCAUGAGCCGCUUUCUGUGUCUGAUGUACUUUGUGGACGUGCGGCUGGAGGUGCUCAAACUGACCAAGCAUCCGGAGGACGGGACAAUCAAGGCUCGCUGGCGGCUCAGGGGCCUUCCCUUUUUCUCGCUGAUGCUACGCAUCUACCGCAGAGAUAAAUCCCAGUUGUACAGGUUUUAUGAUGCAUUCUCUACGUUCUACGUCGGACACAAUGGACUCAUUCACUGUCAUAAAGUUGAAAAGGUGAUGCAGGCUCCGCCCCCUGUCCUGCCCAGAGUCACAUCCCUUCUUGCCAGUGCUUUAAUAGCUUUGGGGGUGCAAGAGAACCGGCCCGCUCUCAAUUUGCUACCCCUCCUCCUGUCCUCGCGAAAACAGGUCCGAGAUUAACCACAGUCGGGAGCGGGAGCAUUUGUCACCUAUAGAAACAUUUACAAACAUUAAGCGCUGUUUUACGUUGUGGCCAGUAUGUGCUAACAAACGCAAAUGUUCACCCGUGGACUUCAUCUUCUCACUUCAUUUCUUUAGGCAAAACAAGAACUUGAGGUCCUCCUUGAAUUCCCCCUUCUCCCGUUGUUGCUGUAAUGUUUGUUAACCUUAGUUUGCAUUAUUCAAAUCAAUGUCCUUGUUGAAGUUGUGACCUGACUGUAAACGUGAAUGAAGAAAACACAAGCCCUUCAAUGGUGAUUUCACAUCAUACUAACUCUUCCCAUAAAUCCAACUAUUUCAA
This is a messenger RNA of Nerophis lumbriciformis (worm pipefish), 2065 nucleotides long. It is a transcript of the gene lg11h6orf136, whose product is annotated as linkage group 11 C6orf136 homolog. Lineage: Eukaryota; Metazoa; Chordata; Actinopteri; Syngnathiformes; Syngnathidae. The record is from RefSeq and is a predicted model, not a curated record.